CAGGAAGUGGAAGGCAAUGCGGAUCUCCGCUUGACAGAUUACCUCCUCUCAAUGUUAUCUCUUAAUUUUUUUUCCCCCCUCACAAAUUGAAAUUAAACGUAUUAAUAGGGAAUACACCUAACUAUUUUUGGUGUGCUUCUCAAAUGAGCACCUGCAAAGGUUGCUUAGUGCUCAUUUUGACCUCAUGGAUCCAUUUAGAAGACUUAGAAAGGCUAAGUUGCAGGCUAACAUGCUAGCGGUGCGCAGUCUCCUACUGCCCUCGCAACGUUUAUGAAGUCAACAUGAAAUGUAAACAGCGUGUGACAGGAGGAGGAAGCCCGACCAGAGGAGGAAGACCAUCCAUCUGUGUGUUUAUGUUUCUGUCAGCGGAUGGCCGGGUGAAGAAGGGGCACCGGGAGACGUGAGGAACAAAAAGGGGAGACGACGACGAAGAAGAAGAAGAAAAGGAGAGAGGAUGUAAUUGUCACGUCACUAUGUUUGGAGCUUGACUGAUCACAGCAGGGGGAAGCACGACAAGAAGAGAGCCUGGAAACUAAGUCUUGUGUGUUCUCAUGACAGUGUUGGAAAAACCUGCCUUGGAUUGACUUUGCGAGAACGAGAAGUGGACUUUGUGAACCGGUGGAGGGCAGAGGAGUGGAGGGCCAGGGGACGAACCUGGCCAUCAAACGGACUGGGAGCCUCUCCUCACCUGGGAUCAUGUACCCUCAGGGCAGGCAUCCGGUCCCCUUGCAACCUGGCCAGUCUUUCAAGUUCACCGUCCUGGAAACUCUGGACCGCAUCAAGGAGGAAUUCCAGUUCCUCCAGGCCCAGUAUCACAGGUACAGCGUCAUGUGUACUGUAGUAAACAUAACGAUGAAUACAUCUGUCAGCCUCAAGCUCGAGUGUGAGAAGCUGGCCAGUGAGAAGACUGAGAUGCAGCGGCACUACAUCAUGUACUAUGAAAUGUCCUACGGACUCAACAUUGAGAUGCACAAACAGGCAGAGAUUGUCAAGCGUCUUAGUGCCAUCUGUGCUCAGAUCAUCCCUUUCCUCUCGCAAGAGCAUCAGCAACAGGUGGUGCAAGCAGUGGAGCGGGCCAAACAGGUCACCAUGGCUGAACUCAAUGCCAUCAUCGGGCAGCAGCAGCUCCAGCACUUGUCCCACCACGCCCCAGGUAUCCCCCUCACGCCGCACCCGUCCGGGUUGUCUCUGGGCGCGGGCGGCUCCGGGCUCCUGGCGCUGACGGGGGCCUUAGGGGUGUCGGCCCACCUUGCCGCCAAGGACGAGCGAAACCACCUUGACCCAGAACAUCUCAGAGAGGGGGCACCCAGCAGGAGUAAGUCGGCGUCGUCGACUGACAGUCAGCCGCCGGAUGAGCGUCAGGGCCCAUCGGGCGUCUACGCCUCUUCGCAGGGAGGAACGGAGGCGAAGAGGAGGCGCUGCGACGAAAAAGAGCCCCUCGCGCCGCACUCCUACGACAGUGAUGGAGACAAAAGUGAGGACAAUCUGGUCGUGGACGUAUCCAAUGAGGACCCCAACUCCCCUGUUGGCAGUCCACCUCAUUCUCCACGUGGGAACGGUUUGGACCGGGCUCCUGCCUUAAGAAAAGAGCUUCCAGGCUCCUCGGGCCCUGUAGAGACCCCUUCCACCCCGAACCCAUGUAGCCCCGCUCCAGGCAAAUCCAAGGAUCCCUCACAGAUGGAUAAGUCCCAGUCGCCCUUGUCCAAGUCCAGCACCCCGUCGCCAUCCCACCGCGAGGCCCUCACGCCGGGAGCUCCCGGAGCACCCGGUCCCAGCACUUCCUGCCUUCGCCUGGUCAGCAAAGCGGCGUCUGCGGCUGACCCCCUAGCACUCCGCAGCCCCAUGUCUGUGCCCCCCGGUUCAUACCCGGCUCAUUUUGGCGUGGUGUCCCACGCAGGACUCAACGGGGAGCUGGCCAGUCCCGGAGGCUUUGGCGGGCCUCUCACACUCUCGCCCCAAAUCAGCGCAGCGGCCAGCGCCUACGCCCGAAGCCCCAUGGUUGCUUAUGACUCCCGGUCUCACUUGAGAGCUCCACUGUCGUCCUCUCUGCCUGGCUCAUCUGGCGGCAAGCCGGCUUACUCGUUCCACGUGAGCGCCGACGGGCAGAUGCAGCCUGUGCCCUUCCCCCCCGACGCCCUGCUGGGCCCGGGCAUCCCUCGCCACGCCCGGCAGAUCCACAGCCUGAGCCACGGCGAGGUGGUGUGCGCCGUCACCAUCAGCACGUCCACGCGUCACGUCUACACGGGGGGCAAAGGCUGCGUCAAGGUCUGGGACAUCAGCCAGCCGGGCAGCAAGAGUCCCAUGGCGCAGCUCGACUGUCUGCAGAACCGCGACAACUACAUCCGCUCCUGUAAGAUCCUACCCGACGGGCGCACGCUGAUCGUUGGCGGCGAGGCCAGCACGCUGUCCAUCUGGGACCUGGCCACCCCCACCCCUCGCAUCAAAGCCGAGCUGACGUCGUCCGCGCCCGCCUGCUACGCCCUGGCCAUCUCGCCCGACAACAAGGUGUGCUUCUCCUGCUGCAGCGACGGAAACAUCGUCGUCUGGGACCUGCACAACCAGACGCUCGUCAGACAGUUCCAGGGCCACACGGACGGCGCAAGCUGCAUCGACAUCUCCAACGACGGCACCAAGCUGUGGACGGGAGGCCUGGACAACACGGUCCGCUGCUGGGACCUGAGGGAGGGACGGCAGCUGCAGCAGCACGACUUCACCUCGCAGAUCUUCUCGCUGGGUUACUGUCCGACGGGCGAGUGGCUGGCGGUGGGCAUGGAGAGCAGCAACGUGGAAGUCCUGCACGUGUCCAAGCCCGACAAGUACCAGCUGCACCUUCACGAGAGCUGCGUGCUCUCGCUCAAGUUCGCCUACUGCGGCAAGUGGUUCGUGAGCACAGGCAAAGACAACCUGUUGAACGCGUGGAGGACGCCGUACGGUGCCAGUAUCUUUCAGUCCAAGGAGUCGUCGUCCGUGCUGAGCUGCGACGUGUCCCCGGACGACAAGUACAUCGUGACCGGCUCGGGGGACAAGAAGGCCACCGUGUACGAGGUGGUCUACUGAGUGACCGGACAUUCUGGUUCCCCUGACAACCACUCGCGUAUCCCAUAAUACUGUGGAAGCACCCUCCCCUCUCCUCUCCAUCAGCGGCGGGCUGAAAUAAGUCCGAGAAGUACACUACUCACAAGAAAUGCCGUGUUGAGCUUCAUUUCAGGCUGACCCUGAAACGCACUUACCGUAAUUUCCGGCCUAGAGAGCCUACCUGGUUAUAAGCCUCACCAAGUACAUUUAGAAAGGAAAUACCAUUUGGUACAGACAUAAAUCGCCCCUGUGUAUAAGCCGCAAGCACCCACAUUGAAACCCACAUUGCAACACGAGAUAUUUACCAAGCAAGACGGUAAACAGAAAGCAUUUUCAAAGUUUUAAUACCUCAGCUUAUGUUAACAUAGCAACAACACGGGAGCAAGAACGGGGUUGGUUAAAAAAAAAAAAAAAAAAGCCGCGGCAGCUACACAGUAGCAACAUGGUAGCACAGCACGAACAGGGCCAGUUAAAAAAAAAAAAAAAAACCUCACUGAGAUGUGGUAGUAACACAGCCGCAGCUGCUAGCGCGGUGCUAGCCGCUAGCAUGGCGCUAACUGCUAGCGCGGCGCUAACCGCUAGCGACACGCGUACACAAAAAGCAAAAUAUCUGUGUUAAGGCACACACCGUUGAGUUUGAGAGUGACACGCGGACAAUUUGCGGGAACAAAAGGGGGAUCUGGUUCUAACCGCUAACUUCCAGCACGGCGCUAACAAGGCCGGCAAAAGUCACUUCCUCGACACAUAUUCCACCUGUCUCACUCUUACCGUUUCCGCUCGAGUGCCCCCCCCCCCUUGCGGCCGUUAGAAAAAAUGCACAAAUUAGCCGCAUCACCGCGUUAGCCACAGGGUUGAAAGCGUGUAGGCUGGAAAUUACGGUAAUUUGACCAUCUCUAAACUUCUGAAUGAAUGUCCGACUGUUUUUCGUUUCAGUACUUUUUGCCCAGUUGGCUGUUUUCAAACAAGGAGCUGAACGUCAAAUCAAUGUCCUGGUUCGAGCUGAACUGUUUUUUUUAAAAAGAUAUCUUUGUGUUUUGACAUCACAAUACGAAGAUGAUGUCUUACAAUGAAUCGACAGUGCAACACCAUCACAAGCGGGUGACGAAUCUGCAAGAGAGACUGGAAAAGUCACAGAAAGGCUCACUGUCAAAACAGUCACAAGCAGCUGCUGUAGGCCACAAGUCACGCCCACACGCUCACACGCUGACUUAACUUGCCGGUGUGACGGUCUGAGCGCUCCCCCGUGUUCAAAAGUCUCCUUGUGAUGAAUGCGCAUGCGAAUACUAACAGGGGAACUCUGGGUACGUAGCAGACGCUUACUGGGAAAUCCCCCGGUCUCAUAGUUCCCCUUCUUCUACAUAGACGGAGCUAACAUAUGUUAUAACCUAACCUUAAAAAAAAAGUUGAUAAAAAGAUAUACACAUGUAUGUACGUUCACUGUGUUCGUCUUUCCGAGACGUCCACAGCGAACAUGAACGCUCUGCGACAAGUUGAAAAAGCAUGGAUGGGGAUGUUUCAGACUGGCUGGAAGUUUACAAAUUAUACGUACAUGCACAUGAAUCACAAGGAGACUUUUCAGCACCGGGCCAACUCGUUAGGCCACACCCCUUAAAGGCGCACGCCCAACACAAAUACUGCAGGACGUACUGCAGUUGCCCUUUAUAAAAACGGCGGAACAAAUUAAAGCUGUUUCAGUUUAUCGAAAUUGAUUCGAACCAACGUUCAACAGUUGUGAUUACGGAAGUUACCAGAAGGCCAAAUGAAGUCCGCUAAUAAAGGUUCUUGUGCAUUUUCAUCCUGAAAGUUCAGCAGUUUUUUUUUUUGUCAGGAGUGUACACAUGAGAGUGUAUGCGUGUGUGCGCUUUCCACCGUGUAUACACACACACACACACACACACGGGAGGAAUAUAAAUGAAAAGGAGGAGUCUGUCUAAUGAGUGCUGUUUCCUGAUUAAGAGAUCAGCAGAGGAAGGGAAGCCCCCCCCCGCACACACACAAGGGAGACUGUAAUGAGGUGUACGCUGCCGUACGCUAUGCCCACUGAGAAAUGUCACGAGGCGGGGAAGCAGCCACGUCAUCGAGGGUACAUGACCCCCCCCCCCCCCACCCCACUUUCCCCCUUCUAGGGAAAGAAACAGCUAAUUAAACAGCCUCCUUGCUUAUUAUACUAUUAUCUUAUUUCCGUCUAAUGAGGGGCCACUCUGUUCUCAGCCAACAGUGGGUCCCGCUCACGUGCCCCCCCCAACGCUCCCCUUCAAGUGUUACACAAUGUGUCCUUUUUUUGCAUUCAUAUCAUUGAUUAUCAACAAUUUUGUACUGUACUUGUUUCCAGGCGUUUGUCCAUUUCUACAUGCCUCUGUUCAAAUGUGUUUAAGGUCGCCUGCAGCAGACGUUUUAUUAAACAAGACUUUUUUUGUUUUAUUAUUAUUAUUAUGAUUUUCCCAGUCCCUCGUCGCUCGCAGCAUCAAAUCAACAAAGCCACUAGCUCGUUAUUGUUUGCAUUUUUUUUCCAGUGGGCUUUGUCGUCCUCGUUGCUUUUGUCGAGAACCUGCUAAGAUUUGGAAGCAACUCCUCACAAACGUGGCCGCAAUUGGGACAAAAUGGAAGAAAUAAAAUCGGCAAAACUUUGUUUACAAAGGUAAAUAGAGUGUCAAUUUUAUCUCCCAUAGGGAAGAAUAGAAUGUGAAAUAAACUGGCGACAUUCUGAAACCAUUUAAAGAGCCUGUAAAGUGAAUUCUGAGAUUUGAUUCAUUAUGCGUAUUACUGCAAACGAACAAAGACAGCAAACCAAAUUGUUCCAUUUAAUAGUUUUUCACUCAGCCAGUAUGUGGACAGCGGCUUUGCGCUUGCACGGCCAUAUUAGAGCGCCUCGUUGUCACUGGAUAGAAAACUCCCACGAUAACCUAGUGGGAACUAUUCCUGCCACUGGUGCCGUCAUAACAAAGAUACUAAUCAAAAUGUUAACUUUUUGUACAACAUGCUACUAAAUUCUCAUCGGACGACAGUAGCGAUCACUUGGGAACGCAGGCUUGUUGCACUGAUGUUCAUUUUUAGUUUAGUUUUUUUUUUUUUUUUAAAGUAUUUUGUAGUUUGUACUUCAGACACAGCAAAUGAGUCGGACAUGUGGACAGUGACGCUUUCGCCCGCCCGCCUGCCUUUCUGCCCGUCAGCCACAAUGUGAAUUCUCUCACAAUCCACACGAAGCUGUUAUGUCUGUACAGUAGAUGUAUGAUGGCCAUGCAUUUGCUUUUUUUUUCUCCUCAUGAUAUUUUACAAGCUGAUGUACAGUUUGUUUUUCCUUGAAAAAAGCCGACAAGGCUUUUGUCUUCCCUCCCACGUGCUGUAUAAACAAUGAUGCUAACACUACAAUGUGCACAGAAUAAACCUAACGUGUUAACCUUUA
Molecule: messenger RNA, 6478 nt
Organism: Syngnathoides biaculeatus (alligator pipefish)
Lineage: Eukaryota; Metazoa; Chordata; Actinopteri; Syngnathiformes; Syngnathidae
Gene: tle2b
Product: TLE family member 2, transcriptional corepressor b
Exons: 21
Coding region: 697-3057 (786 amino acids)
Biological process (GO): negative regulation of canonical Wnt signaling pathway; regulation of DNA-templated transcription
Cellular component (GO): transcription regulator complex; nucleus
Molecular function (GO): transcription corepressor activity; protein binding
Source: RefSeq, a predicted model, not a curated record